This is a messenger RNA of Hippopotamus amphibius kiboko, 2604 nucleotides long. It is a transcript of the gene PIWIL1, whose product is annotated as piwi like RNA-mediated gene silencing 1. Gene Ontology annotation, molecular function: piRNA binding; protein binding. The record is from RefSeq and is a predicted model, not a curated record. Lineage: Eukaryota; Metazoa; Chordata; Mammalia; Artiodactyla; Hippopotamidae. The transcript is spliced from 20 exons. The coding region runs from base 1 to 2586 and encodes 861 amino acids. Gene Ontology annotation, biological process: regulatory ncRNA-mediated gene silencing. Gene Ontology annotation, cellular component: P granule.
AUGACUGGGAGAGCCAGAGCGAGAGCACGAGGAAGGGCUCGUGGUCAGGAGACUGUGCAGCACGUGGGCGCCACUGUAAGCCAGCAGCCUGGUUAUAUCCAGCCUAGACCUCAGCAGCCACCAGCCGAGGGGGAGUUAGUUGGCCGCGGACGACAGAGAGGAACAGUAGGAGCGACAGCCAAGUCACAAGAACUCCAGAUAUCUGCUGGAUUUCAGGAGUUAUCAUUAGCAGAGAGAGGAGGCCGUCGUAGAGACUUCCAUGAUCUCGGUGUGAAUACGAGACAGAACCUAGAUCAUGUUAAAGAAUCAAAAACAGGUUCUUCAGGCAUUAUAGUAAGGCUAAGCACUAACCAUUUUCGACUGACAUCCCGUCCCCAGUGGGCCUUGUAUCAGUAUCACAUUGACUAUAAUCCUUUGAUGGAAGCCAGAAGACUCCGCUCAGCUCUUCUUUUUCAACAUGAAGAUUUAAUUGGAAGGUGUCAUGCUUUUGAUGGAACAAUAUUAUUUUUACCUAAAAGACUACAGCACAAGGUUACCGAAGUGUUUAGUCAGACCCGAAACGGAGAGCACGUGAGGAUAACAAUCACGCUGACAAACGAGCUCCCGCCCACAUCGCCAACGUGCCUGCAGUUCUAUAAUAUUAUUUUCAGGAGGCUUUUGAAGAUCAUGAAUUUACAACAAAUUGGACGGAAUUACUAUAAUCCAAGUGACCCAAUUGAUAUUCCAAAUCAUAGGUUGGUGAUUUGGCCGGGCUUCACUACUUCUAUUCUCCAGUAUGAGAAUAACAUCAUGCUCUGUACUGACGUCAGUCAUAAAGUCCUUCGCAGUGAAACUGUUUUAGAUUUCAUGUUCAACUUGUAUCAUCAAACUGAAGAACAUAAAUUUCAAGAACAAGUUUCUAAAGAACUGAUAGGUUUAAUUGUUCUUACCAAGUACAACAAUAAAACUUACAGAGUAGACGAUAUUGACUGGGACCAGAAUCCAAACAGUACCUUUAAGAAGGCAGACGGCUCUGAAGUCAGUUUCUUAGAGUACUACAGGAAGCAAUAUAACCAAGAAAUCACCGACUUGAAACAGCCAGUUUUGGUCAGUCAGCCUAAGAGGAGGAGAGGCCCUGGUGGCACGUUACCAGGCCCCGCGAUGCUCAUCCCUGAGCUCUGCUACCUCACAGGUCUAACUGAUAAAAUGCGUAAUGAUUUUAAUGUGAUGAAAGACUUGGCUGUUCAUACAAGACUAACUCCAGAGCAAAGGCAGCGUGAAGUAGGAAGACUGAUUGAUUACAUUCAUAAAGAUGAUAACGUGCAGAGGGAGCUUCGAGACUGGGGUUUGAGCUUUGACUCCAACUUACUGUCCUUCUCAGGAAGAAUUUUGCAAGCAGAAAAGAUUCAUCAAGGUGGAAAAACAUUUGAUUACAAUCCACAAUUUGCAGAUUGGUCAAAAGAAACCAGAGGUGCACCAUUAAUUAGUGUUAAGCCACUAGAUAACUGGCUGUUGAUCUAUACUCGAAGAAAUUAUGAAGCAGCCAAUUCGUUGAUACAAAAUCUAUUUAAAGUUACACCAGCCAUGGGCAUACAAAUGAAAAAAGCAAUAAUGAUUGAAGUGGAUGAUAGAACUGAAGCCUAUUUAAGAGUCUUACAGCAAAAGGUUACAUCAGAUACCCAGAUAGUUGUUUGUCUGUUGUCAAGUAAUCGGAAGGACAAAUAUGAUGCUAUUAAAAAAUACUUAUGUACAGAUUGUCCUACUCCAAGUCAGUGUGUGGUGGCCCGAACCUUAGGCAAACAGCAGACAGUCAUGGCCAUUGCUACCAAGAUCGCCCUGCAGAUGAACUGCAAGAUGGGGGGAGAGCUUUGGAGGGUUGAUAUGCCUCUAAAGCUGGCGAUGAUCGUUGGCAUUGAUUGUUACCAUGAUACCACAGCUGGACGGAGGUCAAUUGCAGGAUUUGUUGCAAGCAUCAAUGAAGGGAUGACCCGCUGGUUCUCUCGCUGUGUAUUUCAAGAUCGAGGACAGGAGCUGGUAGAUGGGCUCAAAGUCUGCCUGCAGGCUGCUCUGAGGGCUUGGAAUAAUUGCAAUGAGUACAUGCCUAGUCGAAUUAUUGUGUAUCGGGAUGGCGUAGGAGACGGGCAGCUUAAAACAUUGGUGAACUACGAAGUGCCACAGUUUCUGGAUUGCCUGAAAUCUGUUGGUAGAGGUUACAACCCAAGACUAACGGUAAUCGUGGUGAAGAAGCGUGUGAAUGCCAGAUUUUUUGCUCAGUCUGGAGGAAGACUUCAAAACCCGCUUCCUGGAACAGUUAUUGAUGUAGAGGUCACCAGACCAGAAUGGUAUGAUUUUUUUAUCGUGAGCCAGGCAGUGAGAAGUGGUAGUGUUUCUCCCACACAUUAUAAUGUCAUCUAUGACAACAGUGGCCUGAAGCCAGACCACAUACAGAGGUUAACUUACAAGCUAUGUCAUGUCUAUUACAACUGGCCAGGUGUCAUUCGCGUUCCUGCUCCUUGCCAGUAUGCUCACAAGCUGGCUUUCCUUGUUGGCCAGAGUAUUCACAGAGAACCAAAUCUCUCCCUGUCAAAUCGCCUUUACUACCUCUGACCUGCUGAAGAAGACAAG